This is a messenger RNA of Acanthosepion pharaonis, 2997 nucleotides long. Lineage: Eukaryota; Metazoa; Mollusca; Cephalopoda; Sepiida; Sepiidae. The record is from the annotation of a GenBank genome assembly.
AUGACAUUCUUUUUUCUUUCUUUCUCUCUCUCUCUCUUUCUUUCUUUCUUUCUUUCUUUCUUUCUUACUUUCUUUCUUUCUUUCUUUCUUUCUUUUCACCAGUUUUCUAUUGACUAUUUCGUUGUUUUUUCAAUCAUAUGUAGCAUUCUUUUUCUGUUUUCUUUCUUUCUUUCUUUCUUUCUUUCUUUAUUUAUUUAUUUAUUUCUUUUCACCACAUUCUUUUUCUGUCUUCUUUAUUUCCCUCUUUAUGACUUUCUUUCUUUAUAUCUUUCUUUUUUUCUUUCUUUCUUUCUUUCUUUCUUUCUUUCUUUCUUUAUUUCUUUCUAUAUUUCUUUCUUUCUCUUCACCUGUUUUCUAUUUACUAUUUUGUUCUUUCUUUCAAUUAUAUGUACCAUUCUUUUUCUGUUUUCUUCAUUUCCUUUUUAUUUUUUCUUUUUUUCUUUUUUUCAACUCAUUUUUUUCGGUUUUAUUUAUUUCCAUUUUUUGACAUUCUUUUUUCUUUUCUUUUUUCUCUCUCUCUUUCUUUCUUUCUUUUUCUUUCUUUCUUUCUUUCUUUCUUUUCUUUCUUUUUUUUCACCAUUUUUUUUCGGUUUUCUUUCUUUCUUUCUUUCUUUCUCUUCUUUUCUUUUCUUUUCUUUCUUUUCACCAGUAUUCUAUUUACUAUUUCGCAUUCUUUUUCGGUUUUUUUAUUUCCCAUUUUAUCUUUCUUUCGUUCUUUUCUUUCUUUUCUUUCUUUUCACCUGUUUUCUAUUUACUAUUUCGUUCUUUUUUUCAAUCAGAUGUAUCAUAUUCUUUUUUCGGUUUUCUUUUAUUUCCCUUUAUAUUCUUUCUUUUUCUUUCUUUUCACCUGUUUUCUAUUUAGUAUUUCGUUCUUUCAUUCAAUCAUAUGUCGCAUUCUUUUUCUGUUUUCUUUACUUCCGUUUUUAUGACUUUCUUUCUUUCUUUUCGCCCGUUUUCUAUUUACUAUUUAGUUCUUUCUUUCAAUCAUAUAUAGCUCAUUUUUUUUUCUGUUUUCUUUAUUUCCCAUUUUAUGACAUUCUUUUUUCUUUCUUUCUUUCUUUCUCUCUUUCUUUCUUUCUCUCUUUCUUUCUUUCUUUCUUUCUUUCUUACUUUCUUUCAUUCUUUUUCGGUUUUCUUUAUUUCCCUUUAUAUGACUUUCUUUCUUUCUUUCUUUUCACCCGUUUUCUAUUUAGUAUUUCGUUCUUUCAUUCAAUCAUAUGUCGCAUUCUUUUUCUGUUUUCUUUACUUCCCUGUCUAUUUCUGUUUUCUUUAUUUCUAUUUUAUGAUUUCUUUCUUUCUAUAUUUCUUUCUUUCUUUCUUUCUUUCUUUCUUUCUUUCUUUCUUUCUUUCUUUCUUUUCACCUGUUUUCUAUUUACUAUUUCGUUCUUUUUUUCAAUCAUAUGUAGCAUUCAUUUUCUGUUUUCUUUAUUUCCUUUUUCUUUUUUUGAUUUUCUUUCUUUUCUUUUAUUUACUAUUUCUUUCUUUCUUUCAAUCAUAUAUAGCUGUCUAUUUCUUUUUAUUUUUUUUAUGAUUUUUUCUUUUCUUUCUAUAUAUUUCUUUCUUUCUUUCUUUUUUUCACCUGUUUUUAUUUUACUAAUUGUUUUCAUUUCUUUCUUUCAAUCAUAUGUAGCAUUCAUUUUCUGUUUUCUUUACUUCCCAUUUUAUGACAUUUUUUUUCUUUCUUUCUUUCUCUCUUUUUUCUUUUUUUUUCUUUUUUUUUACCACAUUUCUUUCCUUUUAUUUAUUUAUUUAUUUAUUUUCACCUGUUUUUUUUUAUUUCGUAAUUUUUUCCAAUCAUAUGUAGCAUCCUUUUUCUUUUUUUUUAUUUUUUUUUCUUUUUUUUUUUUCUUUCUUUCUCUUUUCUUUCUUUCUUUCUUUCUUUUUCUUUCUUUCUUUCUUUUUUUUUCUUUCUUUCUUUCUUUCUUUUCACCUCAUUCUUUUCUGUUUUUCUUUAUUUCCCAUUUUAUGACAUUCUUUUUUUCUUUUCUUUCUUUCUUUCUUUCUUUCUUUCUUUCUUUCUUUCUUUCUUUCUUUCUUUCUUUCUUUCUUUCUUUCUUUCUUUCUUUCUUUCUUUUCACCUCAUUCUUUUUCUGUUUUCUUUAUUUCCCAUUUUAUGACAUUCUUUUUUCUUUCUUUCUUUCUUUCUUUCUUUCUUUCUUUCUUUCUUUCUUUUUUACCAGUUUUCUAUUUACUAUUUCGUUGUUUUUUCAAUCAUAUGUCGCAUUCUUUUUCGGUUUUCUUUAUUUUCUUUUUAUGAUUUUUCUUUAUUUCUUUCUUUCUUUAUUUCUUUCUUUCUUUCUUUCUUUCUUUCUUUUCACCUCAUUCAUUUUCUGUUUUUUUUUAUUUCCUUUUUUCUUUCUUUUUUCUUUUUCUUUUUCUUUCUUUCUUUUCACCUGUUUUCUAUUUACUAAUUCGUUCUUUUCUUUCAAUCAUAUCAUUCAUUUUCUGUUUUCUUUUUUCCUUUUUUCUUUCUUUCUUUCUUUUCACCUGUUUUCUAUUUUACUAAUUUCGUUCUCUUCUUUCAAUCAUAUUAGCAUUCAUUUUCUGUUUUUUUAUUUCCUUUUUCUUUUUUUCUUUUCUUUUUCUUUUCUUUUCACCUGUUUUCUAUUUACUAAUUCGUUCUUUCUUUCAAUCAUAUCAUUCAUUUUCUGUUUUCUUUAUUUCCCUUUUUAUGACUUUCUUUCUUUCUUUCUUUCUUUCUUUCUUUCUUUCUUUCUUUCUUUCUUUCUUUCUUUUCACCUGUUUUCUCUUUACUAUUUUUUUCUUUCUUAUUUGAAAUAUUUUUCUUGUUUCUAUUUUUUCUUUGAUUUCGCUUCGUCAUUUCAUUUUUUGGGUUUCUUUCAAUUCCUUCCUUCCUUUGAUAUCACUACCCUCAUUCGUAAUUUGCAACAGUUCGAUCAGAAUAAUCUCAACGAUUUCGUCUAUUCUACGAAAAAUUUCAUUCAUCUAUCUAUCUAUCUAUCUAUCUAUCUAUCUAUCUAUCUAUUAUUACUAUGA